Molecule: messenger RNA, 1481 nt
Organism: Rana temporaria (common frog)
Lineage: Eukaryota; Metazoa; Chordata; Amphibia; Anura; Ranidae
Gene: TMEM255B
Product: transmembrane protein 255B
Exons: 9
Coding region: 341-1315 (324 amino acids)
Source: RefSeq, a predicted model, not a curated record
GGACUUGCCUUUGUUUAGUGUUGUUCUAAAGCAUACAGCCAUGUGUUCAUGAUUUGAAAUCUGUAAUCAAAUAUUCUGUAACUCAAGAGCAUUUUCAAUGCAAAGAAUUGAAGUGGAGAGGAAGCUGUAUGGUUAAGUAGGGCAGUAAUAGGAGAAGCCAGCAUCACUCUCAGUAACAUAUCACACCUGUCUGCCUAGCAGGUCACAUUGAGAGAGGCAACACAAUCCAAUGGCAGGCUGUGUCUGUGAAUUGUGCAGGACUGGUUGGGUUAUAGUCUAGAAGGGACAGAUAGAAGACUAAGAGCUGAUGUUAAUGUGAUCUGUGUAUAUCUCUGGCAAGAUGCAGCCAACCUCGGCUUCUACGACUGCAAUUGAUGCCACAGGCCACUUUGCUAAAAGAAAGAAGACAUCCCUGUGGUUUACCAUCGCUCUUCUUGUGGUAUCACUUUUUAUACUGAUAAUUGGCCUUGCUGCAACCACUAGGACAGAGAACGUAACAGUUGGAGGCUACUAUCCAGGGAUCAUUCUCGGCUUUGGAUCUUUUUUAGGCAUUAUUGGAAUUCAUCUAGUAGAAAAUCGAAAACAAAUGCUAGUAGCUGCCAUUGUAUUUAUCAGUUUUGGUGUGGUAGCAUCGUUCUGCUGUGCUAUAGUUGAUGGCGUGAUUGCGGCACGACAUAUUGAACCAAGACCUUUGUAUAAUGGGAGAUGUAUUUUCUAUGCAAGUGGAUCAGGACUUGCUUAUGACACACAACAGACAGAAGUAACAUGCUUUACCUCAAGCAGUCAAUGUCAACUAAGAAUAAGGACUCAUACAUGCUACUGUUGUGAUCUAUAUGACUGCGAAAAUUCAGAACAGUCUGGCAGCUACUAUGAAUUUGUUGGCGUAAACAGUUGCCAGGAUGUGGUUCACUUAUACCGGCUGUUGUGGACCUGCACCGUCUUGAAUAUUGUCGGCCUCUUCCUUGGCAGUGUCACUGCGGCUGUCCUUGGAGCCUUUAAGGAUAUGGCACCAAUUUCACAACACAACUUUAAUUCGCCUCCUCCUCAGAUACUUUAUAACCCAGCACAACAGAUCCUGACCUACACUGGUUUUUGCUCUUCAUCCUCCUCCCUUCCUUCCUAUGCAUCAUAUCCACUACCACUGCAGCCUUCAGGUUCGUAUCCAGCAACCUCCUCUGCAGAUAUCUCAUUAUCAGAUGACAGUCAGCAUCCACCCCACUCCAACUCUGUGAAUGGAUUGGCUUCAAAUCUGCAUUUACAGUACGACUCCAACAUGGUCUUACCUGUUGAGAAGCCUCCUCCAUAUGUUCCUUAGGCUCAAUGCUCUGAUGCAAGAACCAUGUGUAACUUGCAGGAAACCAAGGAUUAAAAGGGCUUUCUGGAGAAAAAGUGAAACAUUCCUUCCAACUUCCAAAAUAUACCAGGUGUAAACUUAAUAGUCUAGACAACAGAUUUACAUCAAUACAGUUUACUAUGUGUUA